Drosophila melanogaster (fruit fly) is the source of this 2336-nucleotide messenger RNA. RefSeq names its product globin 2 (gene glob2). The coding region runs from base 77 to 736 and encodes 219 amino acids. Gene Ontology annotation, molecular function: heme binding; oxygen binding. NCBI's taxonomy places the organism in Eukaryota, Metazoa, Arthropoda, Insecta, Diptera, Drosophilidae. The record is from RefSeq and is marked reviewed. The transcript has 4 exons.
UCAGAAUUAGUCUGAAAAGCACAAAGUCCAUAUGUAGAAACUAAGUAACAAGGUGCCCGUUGAAAAGUCCAAGGAAAUGAGCCAAAUCAGCAAACUAACCCACAUAAGCCGCAUAAGCCAAAACAAUCAGUCGGACGGGAGUGAUGAGGAUAAGUUUCGCCGUGCGAAUUUUCCGGUUUACCCAAAACCGCUACCUGAUCGAGAUUUGAGCUACAAAGCUGACGAAAAUGAGUUCACAAUGGUGGAGAAGGCGUCCUUGCGGAAUGCCUGGCGUUUAAUUGAGCCAUUUCAGCGCCGAUUUGGCAAGGAAAAUUUUUACAGUUUCCUUACGAGGAACGAGGAUCUCAUAAACUUUUUCAGGAAAGAUGGAAAGAUUAACCUGAGUAAGCUGCACGGGCAUGCCAUGGCAAUGAUGAAGCUGAUGUCAAAGCUGGUCCAAACACUGGAUUGCAAUCUAGCUUUCCGCUUGGCCUUGGAUGAGAAUCUUCCCACACAUCUGAAGAAUGGCAUCGAUCCGGAUUAUAUGAGGAUGCUGGCCACCGCACUGAAGAGUUAUAUCCUUGCGUCUUCCGUUAUCGAAAAUCACAACUCAUGUUCACUAAGCAAUGGUCUGGCCCGUCUGGUGGAGAUCGUCGACUCAGAUUGCCUUGCAUCCCUGGACAAAGGAAACGAGAUUUUUUUUGGAAAUCUCCCCGUGCCAUGCAUCACAGAGGGACCGUUGCGAAUUGGCAACUAAUCUAAGGCCUCCGCACUCGCAUGCAUAUAAAUCCAGCAACCACAGACAGAUUUUGCCACAGUUACAGGCGGUGACCGGGCAGGCACCUCAAAUUAAAUUAAGCCAUAAUUUAUUUCCCAUGGAGACGGGCGAGGAGACACCAGCCCACAGAGCUCAAAAUUCAAAUGCCCAACAAAAAUAUGGCACUAAGAGCUGCUGCUUCUGCAGCGGUUAAAACACGCACACACACAAAGACACUCGGGGAAACGAGGAGCCAGCUGAGAGGAGGAUUUAUUGGAAUUCCAUCAAUGGCGAGGCAGGAACUCCUCUGUUCCCGAUUCGCAUGGCAGGCAUCCCACUGUGACCAGCACGAACUCUAACUGCAGGACAUGCUUUGGACAUCAGUGAUGCGAAGUGGCGACUACGAAAGGAAGCUGACCGGAAGGACAGCAAAUAGCAAUCUCGCUAACCUUUUCAAAAACGUGCAACAUGAAUGUACUAUGUGUACAUUGAAACGAAUUUGAAUAUCAUAUGAUUAUCAUCAUGAAGUAAUCUUUACUGAUGUUCAAGGAUCGCUCCUCCCCAACACCUUUUGAUCAACUGUCUGUGCUUAAAAAAAGGACUAAAUUAAUUUUGAGUUUCAAGGUAAAUUUAACUGAUAUACGCAGUUCGACUUUAACCAUAAUCAAUAGCCAGACGUUUGGACGUCACCUCCGAUUAGAAGUGCAAGCCUUUCCUUUCGGAGGAGGGGAUUCGGACAGGAGGGAACUUUGUGACCCGCAGGAGGCACGGGAUUGGCACGACGAGGGACUUUGGCACGGAUGGCUCAUCAUAAAUACAAAGCAGGCCGGCGCUUUGUCAGGCAUCCUUCGACACUUUUAUUGGCCCGGUCUGUCGGGGUGGACUGCUGGCCAUUCUGCAGGAGAAUCCCCCAUUUCCUGGGAAGGGGUGGCCGUCAUCGAUAUGCCAGCAGCAUCCUGCACUUGCCGCUGCUCCUUGCUAUUUCGCCCCCGGAUCCGCCGCCUCCGGCUUUUUCCUGCUAGCUCUGGACCUGCUCUUUGUGCCAGGCAAAUGAAAUUGAAAAUUUUUAUGAUGCCAACACCAGGGUAGCAAAUAGAAUGUUGAAAAUUUAAGCAGCUGCAUAAAGCUGGUUAAUCCGCCAGCUGAUUAAGACGAGAUUGAGCAGCGCCCGGGGUCGGACACCUCUUGACAUUAAUGGCGAAGUCAAAGCCAAAGUCUGUAUAAUUUUUAUGACCACCGAUGGGCUACACGUGCUGCUCGAAAAUGUUUAUGGCGCCCACUGUGGAAACUGGAAGCUGUGGAAAAGUGCAGCUCGAAUAUUUUCUAGGGCGGAACUCUUGAGCUAAACGAGUUAGCAUUUCGGGGCGAAGGGCGUUCAGAAAAGUAGCUGGCAAGUAACAAGCUUAACCGCAAAAGUUUUAAAUAAACUUUUGUUGUUGUUGUUCCUGGCAAAAAUAUAUUUGCAGAAUGCGUCCACGCGAGCGGCAUAACUAUAACUUCCGAUUCCGUUGGCUGGCUUUGGCUGGGAAUGUAAAUGGGUGUGUGGAUGGGCCGUGGGACCCGCUGCCUUGUAAUACAGUUAAAUAUAAAUUCAAAAAAU